This is a messenger RNA of Coregonus sp. 'balchen', 4351 nucleotides long. The record is from the annotation of a GenBank genome assembly. NCBI's taxonomy places the organism in Eukaryota, Metazoa, Chordata, Actinopteri, Salmoniformes, Salmonidae.
UCCCAUCACAUUAGUCAUCUAACAGACUCCCAUCACAUUAGUUAUCCAACAGACUCCCAUCACAUUAGUCAUCCAACAGACUCCCAUCACAUUAGUUAUCUAACAGACCCCCAUCACAUUAGUCAUCCAACAGACUCUCAUCACAUUAGUCAUCUAACAGACUCCCAUCACAUUAGUCAUCCAACAGACUCCCAUCACAUUAGUCAUCCAACAGACUCCCAUCACAUUAGUCAUCCAAUAGACUCCCAUCACAUUAGUCAUCCAACAGACUCCCAUCACAUUAGUCAUCUAAUAGACUCCCAUCACAUUAGUCAUCUAACAGACUCCCAUCACAUUAGUCAUCCAACAGACUCCCAUCACAUUAGUCAUCUAACAGACUCCCAUCACAUUAGUAAUCCAACAGACUCCCAUCACAUUAGUCAUCCAACAGACUCCCAUCACAUUAGUCAUCUAACAGACUCCCAUCACAUUAGUCAUCCAACAGACUCCCAUCACAUUAGUCAUCCAACAGACUCAUUUCACAUUAGUCAUCCAAUAGACUCCCAUCACAUUAGUCAUCCAACAGACUCCCAUCACAUUAGUCAUCUAACAGACUCCCAUCACAUUAGUCAUCCAACAGACUCCCAUCACAUUAGUCAUCUAACAGACUCCCAUCACAUUAGUCAUCUAACAGACUCCCAUCACAUUAGUCAUCCAACAGACUCCCAUCACAUUAGUCAUCCAACAGACUCCCAUCACAUUAGUUAUCUAACAGACUCCCAUCACAUUAGUCAUCUAACAGACUCCAUCACAUUAGUCAUCCAACAGACUCCCAUCACAUUAGUCAUCCAACAUACUCCCAUCACAUUAGUCAUCCAACAGACUCCCAUCACAUUAGUCAUCUAACAGACUCCCAUCACAUUAGUCAUCCAACAGACUCCCAUCACAUUAGUCAUCCAACAGACUCCCAUCACAUUAGUCAUCCAACAGACUCCCAUCACAUUAGUCAUCCAACAGACUCCCAUCACAUUAGUCAUCUAACAGACUCCCAUCACAUUAGUCAUCUAACAGACUCCCAUCACAUUAGUCAUCCAACAGACUCCCAUCACAUUAGUCAUCUAACAGACUCCCAUCACAUUAGUCAUCCAACAGACUCUCUUCACAUUAGUCAUCCAACAGACUCCCAUCACAUUAGUCAUCUAACAGACUCCCAUCACAUUAGUCAUCUAACAGACUCCCAUCACAUUAGUCAUCUAACAUCACAUUAGUCAUCUAACAGACUCCCAUCACAUUAGUCAUCCAACAGACUCCCAUCACAUUAGUCAUUCAACAGACUCCCAUCACAUUAGUCAUCCAACAGACUCCCAUCACAUUAGUCAUCUAACAGACUCCCAUCACAUUAGUCAUCCAACAGACUCCCAUCACAUUAGUCAUCCAACAGACUCCCAUCACAUUAGUCAUCCAACAGACUCCCAUCACAUUAGUCAUCCAAUAGACUCCCAUCACAUUAGUCAUCCAACAGACUCCCAUCACAUUAGUCAUCCAACAUACUCCCAUCACAUUAGUCCAUCUAACAGACUCCCAUCACAUUAGUCAUCCAACAGACUCCCAUCACAUUAGUCAUCCAACAGACUCCCAUCACAUUAGUCAUCCAACAGACUCCCAUCACAUUAGUCAUCUAACAGACUCCCAUCACAUUAGUCAUCCAACAGACUCCCAUCACAUUAGUCAUCCAACAGACUCCCAUCACAUUAGUCAUCCAACAGACUCCCAUCACAUUAGUCAUCCAACAGACUCCCAUCACAUUAGUCAUCCAACAGACUCCCAUCACAUUAGUCAUCCAACAGACUCCCAUCACAUUAGUCAUCCAAUAGACUCCCAUCACAUUAGUCAUCCAAUAGACUCCCAUCACAUUAGUCAUCUAACAGACUCCCAUCACAUUAGUUAUCUAACAGACUCCCAUCACAUUAGUCAUCCAACAGACUCCCAUCACAUUAGUCAUCUAAUAGACUCCCAUCACAUUAGUCAUCUAACAGACUCCCAUCACAUUAGUCAUCCAACAGACUCCCAUCACAUUAGUCAUCCAACAGACUCCCAUCACAUUAGUCAUCCAACAGACUCCCAUCACAUUAGUCAUCCAACAGACUCCCAUCACAUUAGUCAUCCAACAGACUCCCAUCACAUUAGUCAUCCAACAAACUCCCAUCACAUUAGUCAUCCAACAGACUCCCAUCACAUUAGUCAUCCAACUGACUCCCAUCACAUUAGUCAUCCAACAGACUCCCAUUACAUUAGUCAUCCAACAGACUCCCAUCACAUUAGUCAUCCAACAGACUCUCAUCACAUUAGUCAUCCAACAGACUCCCAUCACAUUAGUCAUCCAACAGACUCCCAUCACAUUAGUCAUCCAACAGACUCCCAUAACAUUAGUCAUCCAACAGACUCCCAUCACAUUAGUCAUCCAACAGACUCCCAUCACAUUAGUCAUCCAACAGACUCCCAUCACAUUAGUCAUCCAACAGACUCCCAUCACAUUAGUCAUCCAACAGACUCCCAUCACAUUAGUCAUCCAACAGACUCCCAUCACAUUAGUCAUCCAACAGACUCCCAUCACAUUAGUCAUCCAACAGACUCCCAUCACAUUAGUCAUCCAACAGACUCCCAUCACAUUAGUCAUCUAACAGACCCCCAUCACAUUAGUCAUCUAACAUCACAUUAGUCAUCUAACAGACUCCCAUCACAUUAGUCAUCCAACAGACUCCCAUCACAUUAGUCAUCCAACAGACUCCCAUCACAUUAGUCAUCCAACAGACUCCCAUCACAUUAGUCAUCUAAUAGACUCCCAUCGCAUUAGUCAUCCAACAGACUCCCAUCGCAUUAGUCAUCCAACAGACUCCCAUCACAUUAGUCAUCCAACAGACUCCCAUCACAUUAGUCAUCCAACAGACUCCCAUCACAUUAGUCAUCCAACAGACUCCCAUCACAUUAGUCAUCCAACAGACUCCCAUCACAUUAGUCAUCCAACAGACUCUCAUCACAUUAGUCAUCCAACAGACUCCCAUCACAUUAGUCACCCAACAGACUCCCAUCACAUUAGUCAUCCAACAGACUCCCAUCACAUUAGUCAUCCAACAGACUCCCAUCACAUUAGUCAUCCAACAGACUCCCAUCACAUUAGUCAUCUAACAGACUCCCAUCACAUUAGUCAUCUAACAGACUCCCAUCACAUUAGUCAUCUAACAGACUACCAUCACAUUAGUCAUCCAACAGACUACCAUCACAUUAGUCAUCCAACAGACUCCCAUCACAUUAGUCAUCCAACAGACUCCCAUCACAUUAGUCAUCUAACAGACUCCCAUCACAUUAGUAAUCUAACAGACUCCCAUCACAUUAGUCAUCCAACAGACUCCCAUCACAUUAGUCAUCUAACAGACUCCCAUCACAUUAGUCAUCUAACAGACUCCCAUCACAUUAGUCAUCUAACAGACUCCCAUCACAUUAGUCAUCCAACAGACUCCCAUCACAUUAGUCAUCCAACAGACUCCCAUCACAUUAGUCAUCCAACAGACUCCCAUCACAUUAGUCAUCUAACAGACUCCCUUCACAUUAGUCAUCCAACAGACUCCCAUCACAUUAGUCAUCCAACAGACUCCCAUCACAUUAGUCAUCCAACAGACUCCCAUCACAUUAGUCAUCUAGCAGACUCCCAUCACAUUAGUCAUCCAACAGACUCCCAUCACAUUAGUCAUCCAACAGACUCCCAUCACAUUAGUCAUCCAACAGACUCCCAUCACAUUAGUCACUAACAGACUCCCAUCACAUUAGUCAUCCAACAGACUCCCAUCACAUAGUCAUCCAACAGACUCCCAUCACAUUAGUCAUCCAACAGACUCCAUCACAUUAGUCAUCCAAACAGACUCCCAUCACAUUAGUCAUCCAACAGACUCCCAUACAUUAGUCAUCCAAACAGACUCCCAUCCACAUUAGUCAUCCAACAGACUCCCAUCACAUUAGUCAUCCAACAGACUCCCAUCACAUUAGUCAUCCAACAGACUCCCAUCACAUUAGUCAUCCAGCAGACUCCCAUCACAUUAGUCAUCCAACAGACUCCCAUCACAUUGUCAUCUAACAGACUCCCAUCAUAUUAGUCAUCCAACCAGACUCCCAUCACAUUAGUCAUCUAACAGACUCCCAUCACAUUAGUCAUCUAACAGACCUCCCAUCACAUUAGUCAUCCAAACAGACUCCCAUCACAUUAGUCAUCCAACAGACUCCCAUCACAUUAGUCAUCCAACAGACUCCCAUCACAUUAGUCAUCCAACAGACUCCCAUCACAUUAGUCAUCCAACAGACUCCCAUCACAUUAGUCAUC